AUGGGGAGAGGCCGUCCGAAGAGGAAAGUUUCACCUUCACCACCUACUCCAUCACCAGUCCAACCCACUACUGAACCUGACACAGCUGUAAUCGAACUGGAGCAGAAGAAGAAAUUAAGGAAAAGGAUGAGAACGCAGCUAACUAACUUCUUCAAAGUCACCAAUGAGACCGUCCAGCAACGAGGUUCGAGAACAGCAGUAACCACACUUUUAGAACAAGCAUCGUCGGUUAUGAAGGCCUCCAACGCCCUAAACGACGAGUUGGAACUGAAUUCGGCCAACAAUGAAGACUAUCAGAAACAGUUCCAGAAGCAGCUCAACUACGUCAAGAGUCUCGCCGACACAAAAGAGAUAGUGGAGGAGUAUCUCAGAGAAAGAAUGGGAGAAGCUCCAUCAGUCAUCAGUAACCAGAUCCAUCAACAAGUCGUCACCCCAUCGCGAACACCUUCAACUCACGUAAGCAGUCAACAUUCUCAUAAUACCAGGUUCCCAGAUUACCAGCUGUCGGUGUUAGAAGAAGAAGGAAGUCAGUUUUCGGAAGUUCGAGGUGUAGAACCAGCCCCUGAUGACUGGAUAGAUGACUACAAGGCAGGCCGACGUGCGGGCGAGCCAAUCACGAGAGAGGUGGGAUGGAAAACAACUGUCAAAACUGAUCUCGGUCCAUACUCAGGUUCAGCACUUGAAUGGUUCACCUGGAUCGACCUGUUCAAAUCACUUGUGCACGAUUCGAACUGCUCACCGGGAGAGAAGCUGGCCAUUUUAAGAAGAAAUCUUCAGGGGGACUGUCAAGAUAUCGUUUACGGAUUAGGAGGAGGAGAGCCCGCUUAUAAGGAAGCAUUACAUCGCCUCAAACAAGAUUGUGGCAGAAGAGAUGUCAUGAGAGCUGCCCAUAUGCAAGCAGUAGAGAAAUUGGAUCCCGGAAGAGGAGCUCUACCCAAAAGGUAUGCUGAGAGAAUCAGAACACAUCUGUUCGACUUAAGAAGAAUUGGUGGCAGCAACUCAGUCGAUAUCAUAGAGAAGAUUUGCAGCAAACUCUCCGUACAUGACCGACUCGCAUGGAACGAUUCGAAGCGAUCCAGAGAAGAAACUAGAACCUUGGAGCAGUUUGGUGAAUGGCUCUGUUUCAGAGCAGCUGCCUACAGGACUCCUUACGACGUCGCUUCAGAUCAACAACAACAACCACAGCGAGAGCCCGGUAGGCAGCGGGCUCGAACGAACCAUGUCGCCACCAACCGACCUCCUCACAAGUGCUACAAAUGUCAGCAAGGUCAUCGCAUCGAUGUAUGUGAGUCGUUCAAAUCCCUCUCCAUUGAAGAAAGAAUUAAUUUCGUCAAACUACACCGCCUAUGUUACGGAUGCCUUCGUCCCUUCCAUUCAGCGAAAGUUUGUCGCAGCUCUAAGAUAUGUGGUGUUAACAACUGUAAACGUAGACAUCAUUCUCUCAUUCAUCAAGAAGAGCCGAUCAACCCGACCUCUGUGGAGACGUAUACGGGCAGUACUGCCUGCGCCCAGAUUGCUUCAAAUCAUCGAGUCGUCUUUGGAGUUCUUCGAGUCAACGUUCGGGAUCGAUCGGGCCGAUGGAAAACAGCCAAUUUAUUCUACGAUGAAGGCAGCGACACGUCGCUGGUGAGAGAAGGAUUCUUACGCCGACUAGGAUUCAAAGGCAAACCAAUCCUACUCGAGAUUUCUGGUGUCCGGGCGGAGAUAAGUCAUUUUAAGUCAGAACAAAUUGCUCUUAAUAUUGAACUUUCAUCUGGAGGAGCUGCUUGUGUGAACGUCGCAUCUCUUCCCAUCGUCUGCGAUCCGAAACCCUUGACCAACUGGGCCGACAAGAAGCGCAACUGGAUUCAUUUAAAAGAUCUACCCUUGGAGGAGAGUGGAGGUCGUAUUGACAUUCUACUGGGACUUGACCACAGUCAUCUCGUCAUUCCUUUGGACGUUCGCAGUGGAGCAGACAACGAACCCUACGCGUUUAAAUUGAAAUUAGGAUGGAUUGUAAGAGGAGUACUGGGAGAAGCUGAUCCGAAGCAAUCCGCCCGGAUCAACGUGAUUUCAUCUUGCAACAUAUCUGACUUAGAUACGGCCAUUCGUCAAUUUGCGGACACGGAAUCAUUUGGGACAGAAUACAAGAAGGAUCGGAUGACCCCAGAAGAUCAAGCAGCCAUCGACAUUGUCGCCGGAGGAACGCGACAACUGGAAGUAGGUUACGAAGUGGCGUUGCCAUGGAAAGCGGCCUCACCUGGCCUACCCGUCAACCGCCAACUGGCCGUCUUUAGAGCCCCUAGCUUAUUCAAGAAGUUCGAGAAGGAUCCCGUCUACAAAGAAGAUUAUGCGAAGGCUAUGAAGAAGUAUUUUGAAAAGGGAUAUGCCGCUAAGGUUCCAGUGCUAGAACUCAACACCCCUAAACAGUAUUUCCUCCCACAUCAUGGCGUUUAUAAGAAAAGUUCAAGAAAGCUGAGAAUUGUGUUCGACUCCGCAGCCGUUUAUCAAAACCGUUGCCUUAAUGACGCGCUUCUCAGCGGCCCUGCCUGGCAGGUUCAGCUUCCAUCAGUUUUAAUCCGUCUCAGAGAAGGAAGAAUCGCCUUCGCAGCCGACAUCGAAGCGAUGUUUAGCAGAAUUCGUCUCCGCCCAGAAGAUGCAGUUUAUCACCGGUUCCUCUGGAAGGAAGAAGGAUCAGAAGAAUUUACCACCUAUCAGAUGAAUCGAUUGUCAUUUGGUGACAAAUGUUCACCAUUCGUCGCGAUCGCCACCAUCCGAAGAGUAGCAGACGAUCAUGGCGCAGAGAAACCGGAAGCGGUAAAGGCGAUCAAGGAAAAUAUGUACAUGGACGACUAUCUGGACAGUGCGAGAGACCUAGACGAAGCCGUUAAACGCGCAAAAGAUGUUCUCGGAAUAAGAUGGAACACCGAACUUGAUCAUUUAUCUCUUGUUAUUGGUGGAGCAGACCAUGUUAUUUACAAUCGAUUCGGCAUUUCAAGUUUCGUCUCCAGCAUAUUCGACCCUCUUGGAUUCGCCUCACCAUGGAUCGUCAAGGCAAAGAUCAAGUCCAGACAGCUCAGUACUAAAGGUGUCACCUGGGAAGAAAUCAUCGCAGAGGAUGACCAGACCUGGUGGAGAGAAUGGAUUACGUCGCUCAACACGAUAAAGGAAACGGCGAUCCCACGGUGUUUAUUCCCGGAUGAAGAAUUGAUCACGAGUUCCGAGCUACACGUCUUCAGCGACGCAUCAGAGGAAGCGUUUGCGUCAGCAGUGUACCUGAGACAUACCUACUUAUCCGGCCAAGUCAUCAUUCAUUUAGUGAUAGCCAAAACCAAAUUGGCUCCAAAGAAGGUUCUGUCCAUCCCGAAGCUGGAGUUACAAGCCGCUUUGAUGGGUGCAAGAUUAGCCGACUAUGUAACCAACUCUCUGACCAGACCGGUUACUAGAAGAAGAUUUUGGACGGACAGUUCCUGUGUAAGAAAUUGGAUUAGGUCGACAGCCGCGUACUACAAACCAUUCGUCUCUCAUCGACUGGGGGAAAUCCAAGUACUGACAGAGUCUUCUGAGUGGAGAUUCGUACCCGGCCGUAUAAAUUGUAGUGAUCUAGCCACCCGUUCGUCAAUUGAAACCAUUCCUGACGUUUGGUUCAAGGGUCCAGAGUUCCUGUAUCAACCCGAAGAGGAGUGGCCCAUCGAUUUGCCCUGGAUGUCCGUCGUGGAAGAAAUAAAAUCAGCCCGGACCUUCCUUGCCGAAGUUGAAAUCCGCCCGCAAAUGGACUGGUCAUCUCUACAGUUCGGUCCAAACGAUUUACAAAAUGUUAUCCAAGGGAACCACAACACAUCGAGAUACUACAACGAUGCCAAGAAGAAUCGUUUGAAAGAGAACUACGAAGAGUGA
Messenger RNA from Daphnia magna, 3876 nucleotides. RefSeq lists its product as uncharacterized. Lineage: Eukaryota; Metazoa; Arthropoda; Branchiopoda; Diplostraca; Daphniidae. The coding region runs from base 1 to 3876 and encodes 1291 amino acids. The record is from RefSeq and is a predicted model, not a curated record. The transcript is spliced from 2 exons.